This is a messenger RNA of Centropristis striata (black sea bass), 1296 nucleotides long. RefSeq names its product pleckstrin (gene plek). The transcript has 9 exons. Gene Ontology annotation, cellular component: plasma membrane. Bases 1 to 1056 code for a protein of 351 amino acids. Lineage: Eukaryota; Metazoa; Chordata; Actinopteri; Perciformes; Serranidae. Gene Ontology annotation, biological process: intracellular signal transduction; actin cytoskeleton organization. The record is from RefSeq and is a predicted model, not a curated record.
AUGGAGCCACAACAGAUCAGAGAGGGAUACUUGGUGAAAAAGGGUACAGUGCUUAACUCCUGGAAGGCCGUGUGGGUAGUGCUGUCAGAAGAUGGGCUGGAAUUCUAUAAAAAGAAAACAGACCGUUCUCCGAAAGGAAUGAUCCCACUAAACGGAGCCAAGCUCAUCAGUCCUUGCCAGGAUUUUGGCAAGAGGACGCUGGUUUUCAAGAUCACCACAGACAAAAAGCAGGAUCACUUCUUCCAAGCCUCUCAUGUGGAGGAGAGAGAGGUGUGGGUCAAGGACAUCAAGAGAGCCAUUACCUGCCUGGAAGGGGGGAGAAAGUUUGCCAGGAAGUCCACAAGACGCUCCAUUCGCCUGCCUGACACAGUUAAUCUCAGUGAACUGUACAUACUGAUGAAAGACCAAGACGAUGGAGUAAAAGAGUUAAAACUGGAGCAGGAGAAUCGAGUUUUCAACCACUGCUUUGCCGGUGCGACAGUGAUAGAGUGGCUGAUUUCAAAGGAAAAAGCAAGAAAUAGGCCUGAGGCCCUCAUGUUAGCCACAGGACUUCUGACUGAAGGCUUUCUCCAGCCAGCAGGCGACCUGUCAAAAGACGGAGUGGAGAGUGGAGAGGAAACAGCCUUCUUAGAUCAGACAUGUGCUCUUUAUUACUUUGCUGACAGUGGGUUCUUCUGCGAAGGCUACUCCAGUGAUGAAGAUGUGCUUCUGAAGGAAGAGUUCAGAGGAAACAUCGUAAAACAGGGCUGUUUACUGAAACAGGGACAUAAGAGAAAAAACUGGAAGGUGCGAAAGUUCAUACUGAGAGACGACCCUGCUUAUAUGCAUUACUAUGAUCCUACAAAGGGUGAUGACCCUCUGGGCUCGAUCCAUCUCCGUGGGUCUGUAGUUACAGCUGUGGAGUAUGUGCCUGAUGCCAAAAAAUAUGACAUUGACGGCAACCUUUUUGAGAUCAUCACCUCAGAUGAGACUCACUACUUUCUCCAAGCUGCAGCAGCUGAAGAAAGAAAGGAGUGGAUCAAAGCAAUACAGGCUGUGUCAAAAAGUGGAAAAUAAGCAGCAGUGGAGCAGCCAUAGUGGAUCCUCGUGAAAUCCCACGUUUGAAAUGUGCAAAGUAUUACUAAAUAUUUAUCAAAAUGUGUUAUUCUAGAGUAUACCAUACUAUAUACUAUCAAACUAACGUCAUGACAUUUUUUUGCAGAAUGUAGCUAAAGAAAAAUAAAGGUUAUGAUGUCUUCAUUUAGCAGUAUAGCUUUUUGCUGUUGUUGGCCUAUUAUUUUUUUGUGUGAAUAUGAU